CGAUAUCAAUGAAAUUUAAUAUUCACGAAUUCAAAGCAAACUGAACACAGACACUGUCUAUCAAAUUAGAGGGCCCUCCAAAAAGGCUCAUUUGGUCGCUCAGGUCGACGUCAAUUUACCACAUCCCGAUAAUAUUUAAAGUGAAGUAAGUGCAGGAUUUACUUCCGUGUUUAUAAACUCAAAGUUACAAACGUUCAAAUCAAGAGGCAAGGUAGCUUAUAGACUGACGUGGCAAUUAAUAAUAGUUUAUAUUGAUGCAGAACUGCUGUUGAAUAACGAUGUAGAAAGUUAAAUAAAAAAACUGUCGUUUGUGUCAUGAAAAAGGAGUUGACUGUUGAUUUCUUGGCUUGGUUUAUUAGUGGACAUUUACAAUAUUAACGCAUUGAAAGUAGAAUUCUGAGAACGCUAUUAACUGGUAUAAUUGUAAUUACUGAACUGCUUUUGAAUUGAAAUGGCCUCGAAAUUGGCUGUAUACGACACUGGCUAUGAAGAUGAACUAUUUCAAUAUCCUGUUGGUCCUAGUUUUCUUUGUUGUAUUUGCACCAAUGUCAUUAAAGAUGCAGCCAUGUGUCAUAAUGAACAUUUAUUCUGCCGAGCUUGUAUCACCAGACAUCUCGUGAACUUUCAGACAUGCCCGACAUGCAUGGAACCACUCACUGUUGAGACACUAAGCCAAGCACCUCGGGGUAUAAGAAACUUUCUAGCUGAAUUGAAAAUUCGAUGUGAAUUCUUCGAUCGUGGUUGUGGAAAGUUUAUUGAGCUGGGAGAUCUUGAAAGGCAUGUUACAGAAUGCGGUUUUGCUCCAGCAGUCUGCUCUAAUGAGGGAUGUGAACUUGAAGUAAAUAAACAAGAUUUACUUCAUCAUGAAACUGCUGUGUGUGAACAACGUAGAGUUCAGUGUCACAGCUGCAACGACAUCAAGAAAGAGAUGGAUACAGUGAGAGUUAAUUUGGCAGCAAUGAAUGAAAAGCUGUUAGAGAGAAUUGAGACGAAUGGAAAAGCUGUGGAAAACGUGGUAGCAAAAGUUGAACUAGUUCAAGAACGACUGAACAAGCAGGAAGAAAGCAAUCGUCAGUUUGAGGCAGAAGUAAAGAAAAGUUUAAAUGAAAUUUCAAAACAACUGGAGAGAAUGUCACAACAAACAUUGCAUGAUGUUCAGGCUGAAGAAAUGAAGAAAGGAAUUGCAGAAGCUGAUGGAAUGGACAGAGAGCCAAAAGUUGUUAUUGCUGGAGGUGAGAAUCAAGGAAGAUUAAAUUCUGUGGAAAUGUUGAUUCUGUCAACCGAGACAUGGACACUACUACAACCAAUGAGAGGUAAUCGUGAAGGAGCAACUUCCGUUAUUCACAACAAUCAGUUAUUUGUCGAGGGAGGUUUUAAUAAAUCCAUGGAAAAAUUAUCAUUGAAUGCUGCUCAAGCUUUCCAGUCUAUACCUUGGGAAAAUGUUCCUGCUGAGUUACCUGGACGGUUGGCAGGACACUGCAGUGUGGUUUAUAAUGAACGAUUGAUAGUGAUUGGAGGUUUUGAUGUUGAAAAACAUGUAUAUUCUGAUAGUAUUACUGAGAUUUCCCUUUUUCCACCUUACACCUGUGAACUGUUGGCUACCAUGCCACAGGAAAGAUGUUAUCAUGGUAUUGCAAUCUUUGGCGAUAAGAUCUUGAUUGUUGCAGGGAGAACAAGCUUGAAGAGUAACUCAGCUCUCAGAAAUGUUGUCAUGUAUGACAUUACUAAGAAGGAAUGUCAGGAGUUAGCACCCCUCCCUUACUUCGUGUAUGAAAUAGCCACAGUCAAGUGGGGUGAUGACAAUGUUAUGAUAAUGGGCGGUGCUGACAGUAAUGAUAAACCAUUAAACAAAGUUUUAAUGUACAACAUCAAGACCCAGAAGAGUCAUAUGUUACCAGACAUGAAGUGUAAGAGGAAAGGAUGUGUGGCUGCAGUUGUCAGAGACACUGUGAUUGUCAUGGGAGGCAAAGAUGAAGAAGGAAAUUAUUUAAAAUCAGUAGAACGUUUUAGAUUUGAUAGUUAUAGGUGGCAAGAACUUCCGGAAAUGCAUGAAAAGAGGUUCAGAGCUACUGCAGUUGUAUGUUAACUAUGUGUUGUGUAUAUAUUAACAAUCUAUUUUUAUUGAUAAACCGUAAUCAUAAUAUGCUGUCUACAAGUACAAACACAGUAAAGUGAUUUAUCUUAUAGGAACUUUUAGAAAUGCAUGAAGUGGAAUGACUGCCUAGCAAAAUUUGUGCGUGUUGUAGAAUAUAAAUACUGAUUUAUCUUUUUAUGCCAAACUAC
Paramuricea clavata is the source of this 2283-nucleotide messenger RNA. NCBI's taxonomy places the organism in Eukaryota, Metazoa, Cnidaria, Anthozoa, Malacalcyonacea, Plexauridae. The record is from the annotation of a GenBank genome assembly.